CGAGUCUCAGCGUCGUCGACUUGCAAUUGUGUGCGAGUGUGUGAGUGAGUGUGUGUUCUACGUGGUGCUGGAAUCCGUUGUUUCCCCGCUGUCUUCACUCUGAUUGUGUCGCCACCUUUUGUUUUUUUAUAUGUAUUAUUCCCCCGCCCUCGCCCUCGCCCUCGCCCGCGCCCUUUCCGUAUCUUGUUGCUGUUGUUGUUGUCGUUGUUGUUGUUGUGGUUCUUGUGACUCCCAAGUCCCAUGCAAUUGCAAGCGAGCGUAGGACCAGGAGUAGUAGCAGUAGUUGUAGCACAUUGAGAUCAGCAGCAGGCAGCUAGCCCCUGCUUCACCACUUUACCAUGUCCCUCUUGUCACGCUCACGCUCCUCUUCCCUGCCUGCUGCUUGCUCCUUGCCUGCUUCCUCUAUUUAUCCUCCAUCUGCAUCCAGCUUUUCUCCCAUCGCUUCAGCCAUCGUCUCUUUUCCUUGUGCCGGCAACUCCCAGGCUCUGCUCUCCUCGAUUUCGUCCUAGUGUGCCGUGUAGCUUUGGGGGUGACAGGCCAAUAAUUUUGUUGAGGAACAUUCUAAAAUUCACUACUACGAUCAUGACAAUGGCAAUUCGCUUGAUAAAAGGAGCCUCCUCCACGCGGGGACCGUUUGCGCUCUUAUGCGCAGCUGCCGGUGCUCGCAUCCGCUACUCGACUGCCGCCGCGGUGUCUUCUACCACCACGACGGUUACUUCUACUACCACGACACCUGCUGGACAUGGCGCCAUUGCGCAUGGCGAUCCAUCAUUUUUGGAGUCUGUGGACAUUUAUUUUGACAAAGCUGCUGCAAUUGCCUCCACCACCCCAGACAUUCUUGCCCAGAUAAAGGCUUGCAACAAUAUUCUGAAAGUACAAUUUCCCUUGAAGUGCGCAAAUGGCACUGUGGAGCUCAUUGAGGGUUAUCGCGCACAACAUUCACACCACCGUCUUCCUGUGAAAGGAGGAAUCCGUAUGGCCCCAAACGUUGAUGCCGAUGAAACCAUGGCACUAGCAGCUCUUAUGACAUUCAAAUGUGCCGUUGUUGAUGUGCCCUUUGGAGGUGCAAAAGGUGGUAUUAAAAUCGACCCAACGAAAUAUUCUAUGAACGAGAAGGAAGCUAUAAUAAGGCGGUACACCAGCGAGCUUGUGAGGAAGAACUUCAUUGGACCUUCCAUCGAUGUACCAGCUCCUGACUAUGGGACUGGUCCCCAAGAAAUGGCAUGGAUUAAAGAUACUUUUGAGCACCUGCAGCCGAAUGAUAUUAAUGGUUCAGCUUGUGUAACUGGAAAACCUUUGGAGGAGGGAGGUAUUGAUGGAAGGACAGAGGCAACGGGACUAGGAGUUUUCUUCUGUUUGCGGGAGUUUCUCAAUGAUGAGACCCUGGUUGCUAGGUUGGGCAUGACGAAAGGCAUUAAGGGGAAGACGUUCAUCGUACAGGGUUUCGGGAAUGUAGGUCGUCACACAGUCGAUUACAUACAUGGUGCUGGAGGAAAAAUCAUUGCCAUUGCUGAGGCGGAUGGAGGCUUGGUGGACGAGUCGGGGGAUGGCUUGGAUAUUCCUGCCGUGAAGGCCUAUCAUAAAAAGAAGGGAACAAUCACGGGAUUUCCCGGCGCUAAGACGAUGAAAUUUGCCCCAAGCAUUUUAGAACUUCCUUGUGACGUGCUGAUACCUGCUGCCCUAGAAUCACAGAUUCACUCUGGAAAUGCAGGAAACAUUAAGGCUAAAAUUGUGGCGGAGGCUGCAAAUGGCCCAGUUACUCCUUUGGCAGAGACGAUAUUGGAAGACAACGAUGUGGUCAUCUUACCUGAUUUAUUGCUAAAUGCUGGAGGUGUGACAGUCUCAUACUUCGAGUGGUUGAAAAACUUAAACCACAUUCACUUCGGACGCAUGAGUAAACGCAUGGAAGAGAGAGGGAAAAGAGUACUCAUUGAUGCUCUGGAGAAUGAGUUCGGAAACGGCCAUAGGUUCUCUGACACAGUUCGAAGCCAAGUCGUUAAGGGGAAUACGGAAGUUGAUUUUGUCUGGUCUGGCCUGGAGGAAACCAUGUUGUCGAGCUGGGAAUGUGUGAAAAAAAUAGCUGAAGAAAGGAAGUGUAAUUUUCGCACAGCUGCAUACUUGAUUGCUAUUGAGAGAAUUGCGACCUGCUACCGGGUGAGCGGUAUUUUCCCUUGAAGUUGGAGGUGUGCCACAGAAUCCAGGCCUUGAAGCAACAUGGUCUAGAAGCAAGGGCUUGUGCUUCCCAUGUCAACGAAGUCCUUCAAAAUAGAUUUGGCCUGAUCAAUCAUCCUAGAGAGUUUUGCUAGUACAUUCUUUCAUUUAUUUUUACCAGUAUUCUGCCAAAUGCCAGGAUAUCUGUGCUAAAGUCAACUCUUGUCUGCUGGUUCCAGUAGUCAGUACUAGGUGCAGUUGCAUCACUAAGAGUGCGCACACACAGCUUCUGUAAACACACAGAUUCUAAAUUACAACGUUUUGUAAAGACCAACAUUUGUCUCUUUGUUUA
This is a messenger RNA of Physcomitrium patens, 2503 nucleotides long. Lineage: Eukaryota; Viridiplantae; Streptophyta; Bryopsida; Funariales; Funariaceae. The record is from RefSeq and is a predicted model, not a curated record.